Molecule: messenger RNA, 2382 nt
Organism: Nelumbo nucifera (sacred lotus)
Lineage: Eukaryota; Viridiplantae; Streptophyta; Magnoliopsida; Proteales; Nelumbonaceae
Source: RefSeq, a predicted model, not a curated record
AAAGAAGACGGUGUCAUGUAUGGAAGCUACAGUAGCAUGAAUUGCCCAAAUGGAAGCUACAGCAUUAAUCACCUCAUAGAAAUAUCAAUAUUCGGGACAUGAGAUAUCUUAUGCCAAUCUUCACCAGUCUCCCUUGAGCAUCGUUUCUUUAAAUGAGGACAAUUUCUAAUAUAUAGCUCCUGUAAUCUUGUCAAGCGUUGCAUGCCUUCCGGUAAAGAUUUCAAAUUAUAGUUCCCACAUAACUCAAGAUGUUUAAGAGAUGUGAGGUUUCCAAGCGAGUGUGGUAGAGAUACCAAAUCAGGGAUGUCUUCGACUCUGAGGUCUUGAAGUGACGGAAGGUUUCCAAGCUCCUCUGGCAGCUCUACUAAUUUCCGAAGCUGUCGAAUGCAUAACUUCUUCAGGGCAGUAAGACAUUGGAUUCCGUCCAAGGAACGAAGCUCUCGACAUUGUUCAAUUUGUAGCACCUUAAGGGCGGUGAGAUAUUGUAAGCUUUGUGGUUGAAAGAGGGACGUCAAAUUCGAACACUGCCGGAUAACAAGAUGUCAAAGAGGAGUCAAGGCUUUUGGUGCAUGAAACGACUGUGGUAGAGAUGCAAAAUGAGGGAUAUAUUCGAGAGUAAGGUUUUCAAGUGAUGGGAGGUUUCCAAGCUCCUCUGGCAUCUCUUGUAAUUUCGGAAUAGCUGUAAUCCUUAACUCUUUCAGGGCAGUAAGAGCUUGAAUUUUUAAUUUGCAGAGCAUUACAUUUGAGCAAAUCGUGAUUCAAUCAGGUACGGAUGCUACCGGAGUGGCGACCGACAUGGUCUCCCUCAAUUCCACUGUAAAGCUAGUUUUUCGUAACACUGCUACGUUUUGCGGAGUGCAUGUAACGUCAACACCUGUUGAUCUCUCCUACUCUCAACUAAGUGUGGCCAGUGGCACCAUAAAGAAGUUCUAUCAGUCGAGGAAGAGCCAAAGAACGAUGACGGUAGUAGUGAUGGGGAAUAAAAUCCCUCUGUAAGGAAGUGGGAAGGGUUUGAGCAGUUCGACAGGCACCUUAACGGUGCCGGUGCCUCUCAAACUGAGUUUCAUGGUUUGAUCGAGGGCAUACGUCCUGGGAAAACUGGUCAAACCAAAGUUCCAUAAGACGAUCGAGUGUUCCGUGGUUCUUGAUCCUAAGAAAAUCAACGUCCCCAUUUCUCUGAAGAAUUCGUGCUAAGUAAAAUCAGAUUCAUGGCUGGAGGCGGCGGUGAACGGCGGCGAGCGGCGGCACUGAUGAAUAAAUUGAAGAGGGAGAAAAAGUUAACUUUUUUUGAAAUUCUUUUGAAAGUAUUACUUUUAGUGAUAUUAGGGCCCUAAAUUUGCCCUUAUCUGUUAUAAAGGAAAGAGCUUUAUAGAAAAUUCUAAUUUAGUACCUGAACUUUAAAAUGUGACAAUUUAGUAUUGGAACUUUUAUUUUGUGAUGAUUUAGUAUUCAAUGAUAACUCACCGUCAGUUAGAAGAAUCAUGUGAUAUCACAGGUAUGGGUUAAAUAUUUUUAAAAUACCAAAACUAACCUUUAUGAAAAGAUAUGGACCAUUUUACCCUUUCCCUUCCUAUUUUCCUAAUCUCAUUUUCUCUUCAAUCUAGGUUGAACGAACGAGAUAGGAGAUAAGACUUCACUCAACUCCCCUUUUAGACUUCAAUCUGGGUUGAACAAAUGAGAGAGGAGAGGAGACUUCACUCAACUCCGACCUUUUCUCUUUAUUCCGUGCAUGCCCAUUCCAUCCCUUGCUCUUCAAACUUGGUUGAAGAAAUGAUAGAGGAGAGGAGACUCGGUUGUUCACAUGCAGCCCUUGAAGGAACGGCGAAGAAAAGUGGGAUGUCAUCUUCUCAGUCAACAAAUGAUGGUCAACUUGUUAGGUAUCUUAAAUACAAGCCAAAGGAUUGUAAGCGUGGAAGGAGGUCUGUCAUUCAGAGUAGCGUACCUCCGCCAUGUAAUUUAUUUCAAUGGGCAGUUUCCACAAACAUUUCUAGUGAAGGCAAUUCAAUAAUGAAUCAUCUGGAAAGCUACAUUGUAGAGCUUCAUGAACUGGUUGCUGAUUUUGACUGUCGUAUUAAGGCUAUGGAAUCCUACCAAGAAGUAGUUACUGAAGGGUUAAAGACCAUGAGGGUCUUACUCAUUGUGUUAAUUGCUGUAUUUUUUUGGCAUGUAUAUGUACAAGAAUUAGAGUUAUAUGUACAAGAAGUAGUUAAUGAAUUGUAUCUCGAUGAAAUUGUAGCUUGGAACUUGAUCCCUUUGUGGACGGAAAGGUUAAUAGAAUUUGGAACUCCUGAGGAUGACACUAGUUCCAUUGGUUCUCAUUCAUUGUCAAAGAGCCAUUUGCCUAAAAAGACAAGGGACAUGAAUAGGAGGUCAGCACUCUAG